Penicillium verhagenii is the source of this 660-nucleotide messenger RNA. RefSeq lists its product as uncharacterized. NCBI's taxonomy places the organism in Eukaryota, Fungi, Ascomycota, Eurotiomycetes, Eurotiales, Aspergillaceae. The transcript has a single exon. The record is from RefSeq and is a predicted model, not a curated record. The coding region runs from base 1 to 660 and encodes 219 amino acids.
AUGGACCAACUACCCACUCCAUUCUCUCCUCUCCAAACAUCUCGCCCAUCAACAAGCGAUACUUCAAGCCCACCAAGCUCCCGAACAACCUCCCCACCCUCUUCACCAACCUCCACAUUCCGCCACCGGGCUAGAACCACCAGCAGAGGGCAAAUCACUUCGUCACCACACCACCUCUUCAACCUGUCUUUCCAACCUCAUCAAAAUCAACCUUCGAUUGCUCCCACAUACCAUCAAAACCACGACGACCACCACUCCACAGCCAUAUCUACAUCUGCAUCCAAUGAUGGCGCAUAUGCACACCCCCACGCAGUGAGCGUUCUGCCCUGCGCUGUCUUACGUGGUCGAUCCUCGCUUAUGGUCAUUCGCCGCAGACCAUCUGCUGUGGAGCUUGUGCUAAGCGAAGAGCGCUCAAGGUGCGAUGAUGAUUCGAUCGAGAGGCAGGGAUUGGAUCUCAUGGAGCCCAGGCCCGUCGAAAUGAAGAUGAAUAUGAAUAUGGGCAUGAGCAUGAACACCAACAUGCACGUGGCGAUCGACUCAAAUAUGAAGGUCCAAUCAGCGGCUUUGAGUUCAAAUGGAGGUAGCGUCCCACAACAGCAACACCAACCACCUCGUUAUGUUAUGGGUGGCAUUUUCGAGGUGAUGGAGGGUCGGGAAUAG